CAGAUUACAUUAUACCACAUACAUAUCUCUUAUCUGAUAAAGCAAUAAAACUACAAAAUGGCGCGAAUCGAAAUCUUUCUAGUUUGGGAAAGUAAUUGUCGAAAUAUUUUGGACGAGUUGGCUAGCCUACCGAAUGAAUUAUUAGAUGAAAUCAAAUUGAGAAUUUUCAUGCGCAAAGACACGCCGAUGAAAAACCGACCACCGACGGCAAAGUGGAUAGAAUUGUUCGAUUCUUUUACAACGUCGCCUUAUGCCUCCGACACAACUUUGGCCGCUUUUUUAAUAAAAUAUUUCAAAGAUUUGGCCUUUCUAAGCGACGAGCCAGCAGAAGACGCAACAAGCGAGAACGGUUUCGAACCGGUUGAAUUCUAUUUUGUCGUCGAUUCAGACACGGAACGAAAAUACGACGAACUUAUUGCGAUAUUACAGCAAGAUGCUGGUUCAAAAGUUAAGAUGUCCACGAUCAACGGGCAGGUGGAAGACAUCCCGAAAACACUGGGAUUUCAAUUUUGCAAAAUUUGUUGCAAGACUUUCGAAAACGAAGGCGAAUUGAAAGCUCACAACGGUGAAUAUCAUAACAUAUUUUGCGACAAUAAGCUAUGUCCCAAGAGUAAUACACCUUUCAAGAACGAAGACGAACUUGCCGCCCACAAAGCUAAACAAACGACUUGUUUGCUGUGUAGCACAGAAAGUCCUGUUUUCUGUGAAAAAAGCGCAAAGAUUCUUCACAUGCAAGUCGUUCACGAGCAGGACAUUACUGAGGGCGUACUAACGUGCGAUUUUUGUCCAAAGAAGGCGUUUUCCAGCCACGAACAACAUGAUAUUCACAUGAAGAACACGCACAAGAAAUGCAACUGUGGUUGUGGGGUGUAUUUUGAAACACGUGAGCAUUAUUUAGCGCAUUUUUACGUCGUCUACCCGUUGGCCUGCUUCGAGAAUCGUAAAUGCCCGCACCGAUUCCAAACUGUACUUCACCAGGCAGACCAUCACUGGAGCAAGCAUAAUUCGCAACAUCCGUAUUACUGCGUACCGUGUUCUGCGCGCGACGAGAAUGGCCACGCGGGAGGUCUCGCGAGGAUGUGCGCGUUCAAAGACGAGAAGGCGCUAAGGCACCAUGGCGCCCUCAUGCAACACGCCGAGGUUGAGAUGUUUUUGACACAAGAGAGCUCACAACAUAAACCAACGGCAAAAAGCUCGGCAAUAAACUAUUGUUAACCCUUUUAAAUAUUUUUACGCCUAAUUUAAAAAGACGCGACCAGGGGAGAAAAAACGGGUUAAAAUAAAACUCAGGAAACUGGUCUUGGGUCCACGCAAGGUGAAUACGCGCUCAUAUUUUAACCAAUCAGCGCUCAGAAGGGUUGUCGAAAUAGAAAUCCAUUCUGCACUAUUUA
Messenger RNA from Dendronephthya gigantea, 1391 nucleotides. RefSeq lists its product as uncharacterized. The record is from RefSeq and is a predicted model, not a curated record. The coding region runs from base 58 to 1215 and encodes 385 amino acids. The transcript has a single exon. Lineage: Eukaryota; Metazoa; Cnidaria; Anthozoa; Malacalcyonacea; Nephtheidae.